CUAAAAAAAAAGUAAAUUAAAAUUACACUGAAAGAAUUUGCAGUUUGGAAAAAGUUCAAGUUUUAUAGAACCAAAAAUUUUACCAAAAGAAAAAUCAAUAGUUAAAAUGGUGAAAGUGUUGUUUUGUGUGUUUUUAUUUGUUUUUGUGAGAGCGGUCGAAUAUUCUAAAGCGGGAGAAGGAUAUCCUGUAGGAUUCAUUUCUGAUUGUCCAGGCUCCUCAAAACCAGCAGACAUAAAACCCAAGUCCCUGGAAAAGCUGUUCAUCUCAGUCCUCAACCCCGGGAACGUCUUCAAAGCCAAGUGGACCCCAUACAACUAUUACCAAAUGCCGCAGUUGGCCAAGCAUCCGGAGAUAGACUUUACUAAGAAAACGUUUCUGUAUGUUGGUGGAUAUCUAGAUGGGACCGGGUUGCCUGUUGGGAGGACCAUGGGAAUGGUGUAUAAGGAGCUGGGGUACAAUGUUCUGCUGUUGGACUAUUUGGAGUUCACUGCGAAGGAUUUUCCUGUAGCGGUUCGUCUCACCAGACCAGUAGGAAAGCAUGUCGCUGAAAUGCUGGCGAACCUUACAACCCUAGGCCUAGACCCGAAAAACCUGGAGCUGGUUGGCUUGAGCCUUGGCGGGCAGACCAUGAGUUUCAUCGCGAAGAACUACCGACAGAUCACGGGAGACAUCUCUUCACUCACUGGACUCGAUCCUACAGGGCCCUGUUACAGGCAUCUAGGACCAGACCAAAGAUUAGACCCAUCUGACGCAGACUUCGUCAAAGUCGUUGCUACAAACAUAGAUGGCUACGGCAUAGCUACUCCAGUCGGACAUAUAAUAUUCUAUGUGAACGGAGGAGAAUUCCAACCUGGAGACAUCUGGUGGCUUCCCUGCGACGUAACUUGCAGCCAUGUCAGAUCUUACUUCCUUUGGCUUUCAGCGCUGUUAAACCCUGGACUUUUCAUUGGCAUGCAAUGCGAUUCAAUACAGCAGGCGCGGGAAGCUAACUGCUAUGACAGAAAACCAGUGGUUACGAAUACAUUGGAUUUGUUUACGGAUAGAAGUAAACCAGGGAUAUAUUAUUUGACAACGGCUCAUAGGUAUCCGUAUGGUUUAGGGAAGAGUGGACUGAAGAGGAGUGGUGAGAAAAUUUUGAAGCAUUUGGCUUCGUUAAAUACUGCUGACACUUUAUGGGUAAAAUAAAUGUUUUAGUCUGGCUUCAUCAGUACUCUGUAGUUUGUGCUUCCACCUGAAACGUCCGUGGGAAAUUUCACCCCCUGGGGGCCGAUUUUUGAGUCUCACUGUCACUAAAAUACCGGUUGAAAACGGUGAAUUGCCUAUUAUUUUCAGUGACAAUUUUCUGAAUUCGAACGCCGUGAGACUCAAAAAUCGGUCCCCUAAAGGGGUAAUUUUCAUAGGCAUAGUUAACAACUGUACUUUAAGAAUUUUAAUGAUUCACGGUUAUUUUCAUUAGACUUAUAUUGACCGGAAUUGAGCCUUCAGUUUUCCGUGAUCAUGAUGCAUGCAACUGCGUCGCAAUAUUGUGAGCUCGGCAAAAAUCAAAAAGGUAAUCCGGUCAAUAUAAGUCUAACUGUAUUUUAUAUAAAUUUUACCAGACUUAAAAUGAUUUCCCUCGACCUCCAAGGUAACUAAAGAAGAAGCAAGAAGUGUUUGUUUCAUAAUAUAAUAGUAAUUUUAUAAGUUG
Messenger RNA from Leguminivora glycinivorella, 1688 nucleotides. RefSeq names its product pancreatic lipase-related protein 2-like. Gene Ontology annotation, molecular function: lipase activity. NCBI's taxonomy places the organism in Eukaryota, Metazoa, Arthropoda, Insecta, Lepidoptera, Tortricidae. The record is from RefSeq and is a predicted model, not a curated record.